Pterocles gutturalis (yellow-throated sandgrouse) is the source of this 1022-nucleotide messenger RNA. Its product is annotated as cell cycle checkpoint protein RAD17-like. The record is from RefSeq and is a predicted model, not a curated record. The transcript has 7 exons. Gene Ontology annotation, molecular function: chromatin binding. Lineage: Eukaryota; Metazoa; Chordata; Aves; Pterocliformes; Pteroclidae. Gene Ontology annotation, biological process: mitotic DNA replication checkpoint signaling; DNA repair; DNA damage checkpoint signaling. The annotation marks the transcript as partial.
ACUGCUCAUUGGAGAAGGAGUUUUGGUCAAGGAAGAAAAGCAGCUCCAUGCUAAACUGUGAAGGAGCAGCAGUAUCUAAAAUAAAAAAGAAAAGUAAAUCUGAUACUUCAGAAGACGAGGAGAUACAAGCUAUUGGUGGCAAAGAUGCUUCCAUCUUUCUUUUCCAUGCUCUGGGGAAAAUACUUUAUUGCAAAAGAGAACCAGUGUCAGAAUCAGAAUUUCCUCAACUGCCUGCUCACUUAUCAGAAUACCACCGAGACACUUUGCUUAUUCAGCCUGAGGAUAUUGUGGAAAAAUCGCAUAUGUCUGGAAGCAUGUUUAACUUAUACCUUCACCAGAACUAUGUAGACUUUUUUUCUGAUAUAGAUGAUGUAGUGAGAGCCAGUGAAUAUUUGAGCACCGCUGAUGUCAUCUGUAGUAAUUGGAAUAUGCGACUUGUGAUGGAAAAAUACAGUGUGUCUUUAGCUACCCGAGGGGUGAUACAUUCAAACACAUCCAGAGCCUUUGCCCACCACCAAGGAGGGAUGGGGUUCCGGCCUUUACAUAAACCCCAGUGGUUCUUUAUCAAUAAAAAGUAUCAAGAAAACUGCCUUGCUGCAAAAACUCUCUUUUCAGGCUUCUGCUUACCCCCUGAGUGUCUUCAGACAGAGCUAUUGCCUUAUCUUGCUAUGUUAGCAAAUCCAAUGAGAAACCAAGCUCAGAUUGCUUUUAUCCAAGACGUUGGGAGGCUACCACUGAAAAGGCGCUUUGGGAGGUUAAAGCUUGAAACACUUACUGAUAAAGAUCCUGGGAUACCAGACAUAUUUGUUUACUCUGAGGGGGACCCUGCCAAUGUGUGUGCUAUGGAGACAGCUGCACAGAUAGAGGAAAAAGGAGCAAAUGAGAAUGAAUCGGAUGGAUUCCCUCUCUCUUCUAGCCAGUGCAGUGGAAGUGAGCUACCUUGCAGUCAGCCUCAGCCUGUUGCAUCUCAAGCAAUCAUGGAGGAAGAUGAAUUAAAAAUAGAGGAAUAUGAUAGUGACUGA